AUGACGACGGUAUGUCUUCGUUCCAUCAUUUCACCACCAAACCCUAUUACACCUGUCGUCACUUUCCAACAGAGUACCAACACCGCUAUCCAUGGCUUUAUUGCACAAUUGGACGUGACGUGGGUGCUCAUGCGUCCACCCGUGUUUUACUACGAAUCUGUUCCUGUUCGGACUGAUUUGAGUUACGAUUUGCGAAGUCGUUUUUCUGUAGGUUAG
Molecule: messenger RNA, 216 nt
Organism: Opisthorchis viverrini
Lineage: Eukaryota; Metazoa; Platyhelminthes; Trematoda; Opisthorchiida; Opisthorchiidae
Exons: 1
Coding region: 1-216 (71 amino acids)
Source: RefSeq, a predicted model, not a curated record